CAAGUGUCUUCCUUACAUGUAAUCCUUAAGCUUAGUUAUUCGUAAAAAAAAGAAAGACAAGAAAUUCAUCGCCAGCUUCAACCAUCUAGACCUACACACAUCCAUUGCCUUUCCUUUUCGUUCUCGUUUCGUUCUCUCUUCCCUUAUACCUCUCACUUGUAUUUAUUAACAUCGAAGUAACACGCCGCUUUUAAAUUGGAAGUAACUUCUAAAGUUUAUAGUUUGCUAUUUACUGUUCUUGUUCACUGGCCUAUCUGUUCGCCUUACCCUUAUUUCCUUAGCUUUUCUUAGCUACAUAUACUUGGUACCUACUACCUACAUACCUACCUACCUAGGUUACAUACCAAAUACCUGUUGUCGCUACGCACCAGUGCUAUCUAAAUCCUCAGGUUUUCGGUAUUCUUACGUGCAUGCGUAGGUACUUAUUGUGCUACCAGUCGACCUUAGUAGAUACCUACAUAGUACUUAGAGCGACGUCUCCAGAGUCCCAGUGCUGACCUGACCUACCCGACCGACCCCUCUGUGUUACCCACCUUGUCACGUACGGAGAAGCUUCACACUCGUUAAUACAACUCGAUUUCCUUUCUAAACUUUAUCAUCACCCGGGCACCCUCAAUGACUACACACCAUUUACCCACCACUCAAUACAACCAUUGAUAUAUCCUGUCCCUACGAUUGAGCUAGCUGCUUAAGCAGCAAUAGCGUCAUUCAAUUUAGUCGCCAUGGCUACGGAGCGAGAUGUCAGUGAACUGAAACAACAAGGGGCUAUCGAGGCUGCUCGCGACCCGGAGUCUUCUGUCACUGCCGACGACGCCCAAAGGAAACUUGUGGAUGAGAGUAAAAAUGCAGGCGUGGCUGCUUUCACAUUCGACCCAGAUGCCAGCCCAGAGGAGAAGAAGGCUCAGGCCAAAGCUGCUAGCCCAAACGAUCCCCGCCCUCACUCACGUAGACCGAAAGGUGUUGCCAUCGCUACCGAUGUUGACGAUGGCACCAAAGCCAAUUACGACCUACCCACCCCUUCAAAAGCUGGCGCUAUUGAAAUCCCCAAAGACAAGGAUGGAAAUCCAAUCAUGGACGGCAAUACCAUUGAGGAGGAAGAAGACCUGGCUGCUAAGGUUGGGUGGACUCAACGGUUCGGCUGGCCGGAAGACAGUGUGAUGGAGGGCGAGAGUCUCCUGGACCAUUCUACCUGGCUAGACGACAAAGUUCCAGACGAGUACUUUGGAGAAUGGUAUCACAAUGCCGCCGUGAUCGUCUUUGCUUGUCUUUCCUCGUGGCUUGUUGCGGUGCUCGGUGGUGGCUUAGGCUGGGUCAUCAUUAUUAUGACUGUGUGCUCUACCUACUACCGAACAUCGAUUCGACGAGUCCGCCGAAACUUCCGUGAUGACCUUACCCGCGAGAUGGCCCUGAAAAGGCUGGAUACCGACCACGAAUCUGUUGAAUGGAUCAACUCAUUUCUGGUGAAAUUCUGGCCCAUCUAUCAGCCAGUUCUUGCCCAGACCGUCAUAAAUUCUGUUGACCAAGUUUUGAGUACCGCAACCCCUUCAUUUCUUGAUAGUCUGCGGCUGAAGACCUUUACUCUCGGAUCCAAACCCCCAAGGAUGGACCAUGUCAAGACUUACCCCAAAGCAGAGGAUGACACGGUCAUAAUGGAUUGGAAGUUUAGCUUCACUCCAAAUGACAUAGAAGACAUGACAGUCCGCCAGAAAAGAAACAGGAUCAACCCGAAGGUUGUACUUGAAAUCCGUAUCGGCAAGGCCAUGAUUAGCAAGGGACUCGACGUCAUCGUAGAAGAUAUGUCCUUCUCCGGCAUCAUGCGCCUCAAGAUGAAGCUGCAGUUUCCCUUUCCCCAUAUUGAGAAGAUCGAGAUGUGCUUCCUCGAACGUCCUGUGAUUGAUUAUGCUUGUAAGCCCCUGGGUGGCGAGACUUUUGGUUUUGAUAUCAACUUCAUUCCUGGUUUGGAAAGCUUCAUUCAAGAGCAGAUUCAUGGUAACCUAGCCCCAAUGAUGUAUGCUCCAAAUGUCUUCCCCAUUGAGGUAGCCAAGAUGCUCGCUGGUUCUCCUGUCGACCAGGCUAUUGGUGUGGUUGCGAUCACGCUUCACGGAGCUCAGGGUCUCAAAAACCCUGACAAUUUCGCUGGCAAUCCAGAUCCUUACACGGUUGUAACCUUGAAUAAGCGAGCGCCUCUUGCUCAAACCAAGGUCAUCAAGGACACUCCGAACCCUAGAUGGAAUGAAACCCACUAUGUCAUUAUCACCUCGUUCACCGAUUCGCUCGACCUCAUGGUGUACGACUACAAUGAUUUCCGAAAGGACAAAGAGCUCGGCAUUGCGUCGUUCCCGCUCGAGAGGGUCGAAGAGAUUGGUGUGUACGAGAAUGAGCGCAUGGAGGUCAUUGCGAAUGGUAAAGCCCGAGGUGUGCUUAACGCUGAUAUUCGAUUUUUCCCUGUCUUGGAACCCGUCGAACAUGAGGGCAAAGAAGAACCACCACCAGAAUCCAACACAGGAAUUCUACGGUAUACCAUUGAACAAGCAAAGGAUCUUGAUGGCACUAAGAGCUUGGUUGGAUUGCUCAACCCAUAUGCUGCUCUGCUUCUCAACGGCAAAGAGAUUCACCAGACGAAGAAGCUCAAGCGUACCAACAAUCCGAUCUGGGACAAUGGAUCCAAAGAGAUUCUUAUCACAGACCGAAAGAACGCUAAACUGGGGCUUGCAAUCAAAGACGAUCGUGAUAUUGCCGGCGACCAGCUUAUUGGUACAUACCAGAUCAAGCUCGACGACAUGCUCGAAAUGAUGGAGAAGGGCCACGAUUGGUACAACUUGGCAGGGGUCAAGACUGGACGGGCAAAACUAACCGCGCAAUGGAAACCCGUUGCCCUCUCUGGUGUACUAGCAGGCACCGGAGGUUAUCAAACUCCUAUUGGCGUCAUGCGUCUCCAUUUCAAGGGCGCUCGUGACCUUCGGAAUUUCGAGACUAUGGGUAAAUCGGAUCCGUACGUUCGCGUGCUACUCUCUGGUAUCGAGAAAGGUCGAACAGUAACACAUCGCAACACGCUUAGCCCCGAGUGGGACGAAGUUCUUUACGUGCCAAUGCACUCGGGUAGGGAUCGUCUAGCUCUCGAAGUCAUGGACGCAGAAAAGAUGGGCAAGGAUCGUAGCCUGGGUUUGGUUGAGAUUUUCGCUGGCGACUACAUUUCUCAAGACGAGACCAACGAAUACCUCGUCCACGAUACGAAGAAGGUGCACGAAGAUGGUCUCCGAUUACAUGGAAAGGGCAUCGCAAAAGGCACCCUUAUCUAUACUGUCUCGUUUUACCCAUGCCUAAACGUCGCAGAUCCCGAAGAGGAAGAAGAAGAGGAAGAGAAGGACAAAGACGCAAGCCCGGAAGCACCCAAGCAAUCGCUUGAUGUCCCUCGUUCAUUAGAUGCCGGGAAGAUCUCUUCACUUGAGAGGAAGGAGAACGGUAAGGAACCAAUAACGCCAACUUCGCCAGCUAUGCCCAAAUCACCAGCCUCUGUCAAUUCGACUACUUCAGAGCGUAAAUCUCGCGAAACGCCAAGGUUCCCUCCCAAGGUUCAUCUUAGCCCACAGGAGUUGCUCAAACAUGAGUCCGGAUUUCUCAUCUUCAAGCUACUCGAUGCAGAAAUGCCGAAAAGUGGAACGCAUCUCGAAAUCUAUACCGACGAUAUGCUAUACCCCUCUUACAUCUCAGGUACAGCCAAACAUAAGAACUUUAAGUUUGAUGAGAUUGGUGAUUGCUUCAUUCGCGAACUAGAGUUUUCACGUCUCAGUCUCAAAGUAAGAGAGAAACGCGAAAAGCCAGGUGAAGAGCGUGACGAAGAUCAUACCGUUGCCCGCUUAACAGGAAACACUCUAGAGACUCUCAAACAAUGCCUUAACAACCCAACCUUCUUGAAGCUCAAAGACGAAGAGAACAGAACUGCGAUGGUUAAGGUCAGCUUGAAAUAUAUCCCUGUCAAGAUGCAGCUAGAUCCCAGUGAGAGCAUCAAUAACAUGGGUAACCUACGCGUCGAUAUCCUAGAUGCGGCAGAUUUACCCCCGGCCGACUCAAACGGAAAAAGUGACCCCUAUUGCAAGUUUGAACUUAACGGACAGGAUGUAUUCAAAACCAAGACGCAGAAAAAGACGCUCAACCCCGUAUGGAACGAGUUCUUCGAGGUUGCCAUACCAUCACGAACCGCCGCUAAAUUUACCUGCAAAGUAUACGACUACGACUUCGCAGACAAGCCCGAUUUCUUGGGCGGAACCGAUAUCAAUCUUGAGCAGCUUGAUCCGUUUAGGGCCCAGGAACUUAAAUUGCUUCUAGAUGGAAAAUCUGGCGUCAUCAGAUUGCGACUUCUCUUCAAGCCUGACUACGUCACACGCUCCCGGCUGGGUACUGGUACGUUUGCGGGCACAUUCGGUGGCCCUGGCAGAAUCGUGACUGGCGUUGUCGGUGCCCCCGUCAAAGGAGGCGUCGCAGUAGCCGGUGCUGUCGGUCACGGAGUUGGCAAAGGCGCCAGUUUCAUCAAGCGUGGAUUCCGAGGCAAGAAGGAUGAUGAUGGUAACGGCCUUACCUUGACAUCCAGCAAUGAGAUUCCUACAAUCGUUACAAAUGGUCCCGAGGCUUCCGCGGCUAUUCCAGGUGUUAGACGCGCCACGGGCUUGGGUGUGGACGGUGAGUCCGCUCGACCUAUUACCCCUAAUGGCCAAAAGGCCCAUGCACGAAAUCCUAGCAUGGGUGGAGUCUCCAUCCAUAGCUUGGCCCCUGGGACGGCUGGUUCUGGAACCGCUACUUUCACUAUAGUGUCUGCAUCAGGAUACCCUUCAUCGUCAGAUAUAUACGUCCUAAUCAAGCAGCUAACUCCUAAGGAGAGGACGAUUGCCAAGACCAAGCAUCAUGAGUCCCCUGAGGUUAUCCGGUUCGACGAAACGUUCAAGCACGUUUGCUCUCCCGAUACUCAGUUCCGCAUCGAAGUCAAAAACCAUCAUACAUUUGGUAGCGACGACGAUCUAGGCGAGGCCCUAUACUUUGUAGAUGAGGGUGGUAGUGGUGAGAAGGAGAUCAGAGUUGGUACUGGAAUCGUGGUUAUCAAGAGCACAUUUGUGGAUAGUAACACAGAGAGCCCGAGGGGUGGUGGCAUCCGAAGAAGUUUCCUAAGUAAGAAAGAAACCAGGUCAAGCCGAGAAGAGACGCCGACCUAAUAACAAGACGUUAGGGCCUACUGCCGUGGUGUUCGGGAGGUUAAAAUCAUUACAGUAACGGGUUACGCGUCUGUUCCAUCUGCGGAGUUUUUUCCUAAUCAAAAGUA
Messenger RNA from Hypoxylon fragiforme, 5311 nucleotides. Its product is annotated as tricalbin. NCBI's taxonomy places the organism in Eukaryota, Fungi, Ascomycota, Sordariomycetes, Xylariales, Hypoxylaceae. The coding region runs from base 723 to 5204 and encodes 1493 amino acids. The transcript is spliced from 4 exons. The record is from RefSeq and is a predicted model, not a curated record. Gene Ontology annotation, molecular function: lipid binding.